Cimex lectularius (bed bug) is the source of this 2299-nucleotide messenger RNA. RefSeq lists its product as uncharacterized. The coding region runs from base 255 to 1700 and encodes 481 amino acids. Lineage: Eukaryota; Metazoa; Arthropoda; Insecta; Hemiptera; Cimicidae. The transcript is spliced from 9 exons. The record is from RefSeq and is a predicted model, not a curated record.
CAAGUAGUAAAGACAACCUCAAGUCAAUCUUGCUCGAUUUUGUUAUAAGUGAACGCACUUAGUGCUGUUUUUCUUUUUCUUUUAUUAUUUAUUGUACGUUAAAUUAGGUUAAAACAAUAAAAUCUAGGCGAGAUGUGUCAUUGAGCGGAAGUAUUGAAAAUUUAGUUUUCCAGCGUUUUGUUUUGUCAACGUUAAAAAGACAAACAUCGUAUGUUGGCAGGGUAUCAACGAUCGUUUCAUUAUCGGCCAAAUAAAUGCAAAUGUACCUUAACUACAUCACUAGUUUCUUAUUUAUACUUAUUUAUUCAGUUGAAUGUCUAUACGUGAAAAUUGAAUGCAAUGGCCCCAUUGUGGUAGGAGGGACUAUCACUUUUAUAGCUCAACUGUAUGACGAUAGUGGGUUUGACAGUGAAUAUGAGUUCGACUGGAGAGAUAAUGCAGUAAUGCAUUCUCAUGAAGCUAGUUUAGUAGGUCGCAGUCAUUCAAUAUGGAAUGUAACAUACGACAAAGAUAAAUAUGCUCCUGGAGAAUAUGAAGUUACAGUUGUUGUUAAGAAAAAAAUACUUAUACCAUGGCGUAGAACCAGUGCACGAAUAUCGUUCAACUUAACAUCUUAUAUGAAUGGGCAUAUAGAUGUAACACAAGGGAAUGUGUUACUAAAAGGAGACAAUAUCAACAUUAAGACUGAAGUAGAGCAUCAAGUCACCUUGAACGAAGCAGAUGAGAAAUUAUUAAUUCCUAAUCAGACUAUCAUAAACACAUAUUGGUUUAGCGAUUGUAAAUAUAUGGGAGUACAAAAUGGGCUCACAUUUUCUUAUAAUUAUACCAAAGAUGAUGCCGAUAGGCCCAUCGAGAUUGAGACAUGGCUGAUCGUUGGGCCUGAGAGCAAUUCGACAAACGCAAGCACAACAUUAUUUAACAGAUCGACAAACGAAAUUGAAAAUGUUACCAUAACAAAUUUAACGACAACUACAGUCCCGUCUGUUAAAGCAUUAAAAGAUUGCAAGGAUGAUUCCAUUCUCAUCAUGGAUCCUAAAAAAUAUUAUGGAAAAUUCAAGAGAAACAUCAUUCCAACAUGGCCUGUGAGUAUUGGAAAUGUAGAAGGUUCAACAUGGUUAAAAAAUGGUGAAUUGCUCGAGUUGAAUGUAACAUGUUCUGGUUCGAGCCCCUUCUACCAUUGUGUACGUUUUAUCAAAGGAGAAUACAAUAGUACAGGCAAUGAAACUUGUGCUAAUGCUAGGCAGACACAGUCAUGUAAAAUUGCUGUAACACGCCUCUUAUCAGCCGGUUCACGCUACACAGUUUUGUUUAUUAUUGGAAACAAAGUAUCUAACGCUGUAAAACCAGUCGGAGUCAAUAUGUAUUACGAGCCGAAACAUCCCCAGCUUUCUGUUAUAAUUGUGCCAGUUACAUGCACUUCUAUUGCAGUCGUAUUGAUAAUAUUUGGCUUCGCCUAUUACAUCCAAAGUAAAAACAGGCACACAAUCGAAAUUGCAGACUUUGAUUUUGCCAGAAGGAACGAUUCUGAGUAUAUGACGUUUAAAGAAAGGCUUCGAGAUGCUAUCGGAUCAGCCUUUACACGGGUACACGAAGAGUACUCGGAGGAAGGACCAAUCGGGAAUGUUUGGUCCCCUACAAGAAAAAAUCAUCCGCGUCAAGGUCUAUUGUCUGAAUCUGAUUCUGAGACACUCGACACCUGAGUUACCUCCGUAUCAUAAAAACACCUUAAAACUUAACAAAUUGAAUCUUUUUAUUUUAUUUUAUUAUAUUUUUUACUUUUUUUUAUUUUAUUUUUUUUUAAUUUAGUUUUUGUAUUAUAUAAAUGUAAAUUUUCAAUAUUUCCCAAGACAAUAAUAUGCCCACUAAUGGUAUCGCUCAUUUUGUGUCCUCCAUUUCAUGACUUUACUUGCAUGCUUCAUUGCUUAAAGUUUUUAGAUUGUUUUAUAUUAUAUAAAAGAUAUAUACAUAUAAAUUUCCAAGUCAUGUAGAUAGUGAAAUUAUAUAUUGUUUGUUAUUAUUUUAAUAUUGUUAGCUAGCAUAAAUUAAUUAUUAGAUUAAGUGUGAUGUAAGAUGUAUUUUGUUUUGUUUUUGUUUGUUUUUUUAUUAACCUGCGUAUUCAGUGUUAUAUGAUAUAAAAAUUCUGUGAUUCAUACUUAAGAAUUUUAAUGUGUAAAUUUUUUGUUUUAUGCUGUACAUAUUUACAUCCAAACCCAGAUAUUAUGUAUAUGAUGAGAGAGAGAGAGAGAGAGAGUAAGAGUAAGAGAGUAUUUAAAACAAAAAAAUAUGUAUGUAUAAAAUA